Trematosphaeria pertusa is the source of this 4637-nucleotide messenger RNA. RefSeq lists its product as uncharacterized. The record is from RefSeq and is a predicted model, not a curated record. NCBI's taxonomy places the organism in Eukaryota, Fungi, Ascomycota, Dothideomycetes, Pleosporales, Trematosphaeriaceae. The coding region runs from base 26 to 4441 and encodes 1471 amino acids. Gene Ontology annotation, cellular component: nucleus. Gene Ontology annotation, biological process: protein polyubiquitination; DNA damage response. Gene Ontology annotation, molecular function: ATP-dependent chromatin remodeler activity; ATP binding; ubiquitin protein ligase activity. The transcript is spliced from 3 exons.
CUUUCCUCCCACCACCGCGCACGCCAUGGCAGCGAUUUCCGGGGCCGCAGACAUAGUUACCGCUUACGCUCGCGGCUCUGGGGCCCCAAGGCAGCCCGCCGGCUCUUCGACGACUUUGGAGGACGCCCUGAAGCUUUUCGGAACCGAUGCUACAGAGGGGAACACAUCGGGAGGGGCGCAAAAAAAGCGAAAGCUGAAUAAUGGCCGUCGCCUGGAAUUACAGCCUGUAGGAGUGUUUGACGAGGAGCAGAGUGUUGUUCUUGUGACUAUACAGCUAGAUCUCAAGCUCCCUGUAGAUCAAGGCGCGCCGCCGAGCGUACCGGACGAGUCGCGUAAGUCUCUACUACUGUCGCUAGAAUCGUUUUCUCGAAACCGCGCAAAUCAAUUCACCAUCUCUGUAUGGGAUACCGCUUCCACGACCGGAUUAGACACCGUUGCCACCUGCACUCCCAAGUUACUUGACUCGAUCGCACCACACCUUGAGAUUGCUGCAACGCUUUCUACAACAAAGGAAGGGAAGAAGAGGUCUAACAAAUCUCGGGUUCCCUUCAGCCGGUGCGUUCUUACACCACCGGCAGUCGGUCUGCACACCUUUCGGGUAGCGGUUGAGAUUCGGUGGCUCGUAGGAGUGUCAGUGGUGGAGCGACAGGGUCUUAGGAGUGCUAUCAGAAAUGACCUGGACCUCCUCGCAAAGUAUCUUCCGGACGAUUCGAGAGAAGCCAGGACACCAUGGGCGCUCUCCGACUUCUACGACGCCGUUCAUAUGCCCGGAACCAAUUCUACCGUUUCGCCCCGCAUUCAACAUAGCCUAAUGGAGACCGCACUAUACCCCUUCCAACAGAGAGCCGUAGACUGGUUAUUGCGGCGUGAGGGAGUUGCAUUUUCAGGAUCUGGAGAACUCAUUCCAGUCCCAGAUUUCUCGUCAGUCUCUGCGCCCGUAUCAUUCAGGCCUACGCAGGACGCUGCAGGCAAGCCUUGUUAUGUCAGCCACUUACGCGGCAUGGUCAUCUCUGAUCUGAGAAAAGUUGGCGAUGCAUCGGGAUUGCCCCGAGGAGGCAUAUUAGCUGAGGAGAUGGGCCUAGGGAAAACGGUAGAACUGAUCGCACUCAUAUGUCACCACAAACGGAAAAUUCCUGCUGGCGAUAUUUACGAUACGUAUACGGGAGCCUCUGUCACGCCUUCCGGUGCCACACUCAUCAUCAGCCCUCCGUCGAUCCUCGAGCAGUGGAAGAACGAAAUCAACACCCAUGCGCCAGAGCUGAAGGUGUUGCAUUAUAAGGGGCUGCCUCCGCCGUCUGCCCCCAAGAAAGAACAUGCAGAGACUACCCUCGAGAAUUUGUUGCAGUUCGACGUUGUGCUGACAACGUACAAUGUCCUAUCCAAAGAGAUCCACUUCGCUACACCCCCUCCUGAUCGCGCCCUGCGUAACGAAAGGCAAUACGAGCGUCGUAAAAGCCCGCUGGUCGAAAUUUCAUGGUGGAGAGUGUGUCUUGAUGAAGCACAGAUGGUGGAAAGUGGUGUGAGCCAGGCCGCUACUGUUGCCCGCAUUAUACCCCGCUGUAAUGCUUGGGCUGUAUCCGGUACACCACUGCGAAAGGAUGUACAAGAUCUGCGCGGUCUUCUCAUAUUUUUGCGCUACGAACCCUUUGCUGGAUCCAAAUCGGUAUGGGAUCGUCUCGAUAAGCCUUCGUUCCGAACCAUCUUCAAUCGCAUCGCUCUGCGCCAUACCAAGGAUAAGAUUCGCGAAGAGCUACGCCUCCCCCCGCAGAAGCGUGUCGUCAUCACCGUUCCGUUCACUGCUAUUGAAGAGCAAAACUAUUCAGAAAUGAUCCGCCAAAUGUGCGAUGCUUGCUGGCUUUCCACUGAAGGAGUCCCUCUUCGCGACGACAGAGAAGCCGAUCACCCCGAAGUCAUUGAGCGAAUGCGCGAAUGGCUCAUUAGGCUGCGCCAGACGUGUCUGCAUGCGCACGUAGGCAAGCGAAACAGGAAGGCUUUGGGUGCGAAAAAUGGUCCCCUCCGCACUGUGCACGAAGUGCUCGAAGUCAUGAUUGACCAGAACGAUACGCUUCUGAAGUCCGAAGCGCGAGAGAUCAUCCUCCUUCGCACCAAACUUGGUCAUAUUAAGGCCAACGCCAAGGACGUUGAAAACAGAAGCGAGACUGCUCUUCCCGACUAUCAAAAAGCUCUUGAAGAAGCUCAAAGCUAUGUUAAGAGCUGUAGGGAGGAGCUGUCCCUUGAGAAAGAGAAGGCUGGCGCGACAUCUGCAACUCCUGCUGCUCUUACUGAGCGCGACGGGCAGGAUUCCGCCGACGAAGACGACAGAGAAGGUGAUAACGUGGGCCAAGUAUCUGUUGCUCGCAAAACUCUUCGCUCGUUCCUAGAGCUGGAACAUGCAUGCUAUUUCUUCAUCGGGACGGUUCACUUUCAGUUGAAGUCGAAUGAGAACCUGACGAAACCGGACUCGGAGGAUUUCCAUCGGCUAGAGAAACUCGAGGUUGAAUGGUACGACAAGGCCAAGCAAAUCCGUCGAGAGCUUCUCAAAGAAUCCCAAAACCGGGCCCAACGCCAGAUGAAGAAGAUCAGUCAGAAGAAGCCGUUCCAUCAACUUCCUCACAUAGACGAGCUUCCGGAUCUUGGUGGUAUUGAGAGUCGAAAGAUUUUGGAGAUGAUGGACAAUAUUACCGAAGUUCUUAAUGCACAGACAGAGCAGCUCCAAAAAUGGCGCUCUAAGAUCGUGGACAUCCUGCUCGCCCCGCUUGUCGAUGAAGAUGAAGAGAAAGAGACCACUGGCGAUGAAUACGAAGAUUCCACCAAGGCACAAGACGAGCUUUACAUCUACAUCAUGGCUCUUCGAACGCUAGUGGCGAACCGAAAUGCUGCCGUGAACGGGCUAGAGGACGUUCUCGUUGAGCAUGAGCUGAAAGAAGCAGAAAAGAAUGCGCGAGAACAAAAAGGACAUGCGCCGGAGCUGGUGCUCGACGUCGUACAAACCUGUAAGAAGCUCAAGCCGAACGCCGGACACGGAUCACUGAAAGGGGUCGUCUCGGGUGCACGUUCUCUGAUCACCCGGCUUCAAUGGGCGGCUGAUGGAGGAGACACGCGAAGUGCAACCGAGCUAGCUAUCGCCGAGAAACACUCCGCACGCAUACAAGCAAUUGCUUCCGAACAAGCUAAGGCUUUCUUGGAGUUGGAGAAGGAGCAGGAAAUGUUCCGCGCCACGAUGAACCAACGUUUGGAGUUCUACCGCCAGCUUCAGCAUAUUUCCGAUACUGUGGCUCCAUGGAGGGAGGAGCUAGAUGACGUUCUCGACUUUGUCGAGUAUGAACGGCAUAUGAUCUCCAUGGAGCUUAAGGAGAAGGCAUUGGCGAGUUUGAGGACAAAGCACGCGUAUCUGACAAACCUUCGGCGCGAAACCCAGCAAGAGGACUUGAAGCACGAAUGUAUAAUAUGCCAGGACGAGUUCGAAAUCGGCGUCUUGACUUCGUGUGGGCACAAGUACUGCAAGCACUGCAUCAAUCAAUGGUGGCACGCGCAUCGCACAUGCCCGCUAUGCAAACAGAAGUUGUCCCACCGCGAUUUCAAAGAUAUCAGUUUCCGACCGGUUGCAAUUGCAACGGAAGAAGAGACGCCUGGCAUAGCAAGUCCAUCUCAGCCUUCGACUCCGUCUUCGGCCAAUACGUCCAUCUAUUCCGACAUCAGCGAUACGACGAUGAAAGAGAUCAAAAUGAUUGACCUUGACGGCUCGUACGGUACCAAGGUCGACAUGAUCGCGCGACAUCUACUCUGGAUUCGGAAUAACGACCCUGGUGCUAAGUCAAUCAUCUUUUCUCAGUUCGGCGAUUUCCUCGAAGUGCUGCGAGAAGCGUUUAGAAAGUGGAAGAUCGGCGCCAGCGCUAUCCGAGAUAAGGAUGGGAUCCAUAAGUUCAGGACCGACCCUGCAGUGGAGUGCUUCUUAUUGGACGCAAAGUCAGAUUCUUCCGGUCUCAACUUGGUCAACGCGACCUACGUCUUCCUUUGCGAGCCACUUAUCAACCCCGCUAUCGAACUGCAGGCCAUUGCUCGAGUGCACCGAAUCGGUCAGCAGCGUCCGACGGCCGUGUUCAUGUAUCUAGUUAGCGAUACGGUGGAGGAGGCGAUCUACGACAUUUCAGUGUCCCGUCGUCUGGAGCACAUCGGGCGCGGCUUGCGGUCUGGUUCCGCGACGCCUGCGUUGCAAGAGAAGACGCUCGAUGCAGCGAAUUCGAUGGAGAUGGAAGCGGCACCGCUCAAGCAGCUUCUACGGAAGAAGGGAGAGGGAGAGAUCGUGCCGGUGGACGACCUGUGGAGCUGUCUGUUUGGUAAGGCACGGAAGCAGCAGAGGGCGGUGUUGGACCAAGAAGUUGGGAGACACCUGCGUGCAGAGGCAGCAGAGAGGAGGAUUAUUGAGGCUGCGUCUGGUUGAUGAGUAUUGGGGGCAACGGUCGGCGUUGAUAUGAGGGCCCAUAUGUGAUUGUGCUUUGGCAGACUGGUUAUUGGACGUUAUGGCUUGCGUAUACCCCUGGGGAUGUUUAAUUAGACGCCAGAUAGACCGAACUGGUACAUGUACUGUGUAGCCCAAGCUGAACCGGAUUCCCGCCUUAGGCGAGGUUCGGAAUUAC